Thalassophryne amazonica is the source of this 1867-nucleotide messenger RNA. It is a transcript of the gene bpgm, whose product is annotated as 2,3-bisphosphoglycerate mutase. Bases 134 to 910 code for a protein of 258 amino acids. Lineage: Eukaryota; Metazoa; Chordata; Actinopteri; Batrachoidiformes; Batrachoididae. The transcript has 3 exons. Gene Ontology annotation, biological process: glycolytic process. The record is from RefSeq and is a predicted model, not a curated record. Gene Ontology annotation, molecular function: intramolecular phosphotransferase activity.
AUUGGACACUAUGGCUGUCAAUCAUGAAUAUGACGCGGCUGCUGGAGGUGGGUUUUGCGUUUGGUCUGUACGCGCUCGCUGCAUUUAAAGUGCAUUUAAAACCCGGACACGGCCUCUCUUGCUGGUGCUUCGGAUGUCCGAACGCAAACUCAUUCUGUUGAGGCAUGGAGAGGGUGCCUGGAAUAAAGAGAACCGUUUCUGCAGCUGGGUAGACCAGAAGCUGAGUGAAGAUGGGGUGAAGGAAGCCCAGGAGUGUGGCAGGCUCCUGAAGGAGCAGGGUUUCAAGCUUGACAUGGUGUUCUCCUCCAUACUCAGCCGCUCCGUUCAGACGGCAUGGCUUGUGCAGGAGGCUAUGGGCCAGGAGUGGGUUCCUGUCAUCAAAUCCUGGAGGUUGAACGAGCGCCACUACGGUUCGCUGAUUGGCUUGAACAGAGCAGAGAUGGCCCUCAAACAUGGUGAGGAAAAGGUGAAGUUGUGGAGAAGGAGCUAUGAUGUCACACCGCCUCCAAUUGAUGAAUCCCACCCUUAUUUCUUGGAAAUCUAUAAUGAUCGCAGAUACACAACUUGCGACGUGCCAAAGGAUGAUCUCCCCCGAGCAGAAAGUCUGAAGGAGGUGUUGGAGAGGCUGCUACCAUAUUGGGAGAGUACUAUAGUUCCAGAGAUAAAGAAAGGCAGAAUGGUACUAAUAUCUGCUCACGGAAAUAGCUGCAGAGCCCUGCUGAAACACCUGGAAGGUAUAUCUGAUGCAGAUAUAGCCAGUGUGACUUUACCUACAGGAAUACCGGUGCUGCUGGAGCUGAACGAAAACCUCAGGUCUGUGAAACCUAGGCAGCUGUUGGGAGACCAGUUGAAGAUUCAGGCAGCUAUUAAAAAGGUUGAGGACCAGGGAAAAGCUCAACCCUCAACCUAAAUACACUCUUGGAAUCUUCUGCACAAAUCUUUAACUUGGUAAACACCCAACUCUUACAGGAAACUCAAAAGGUGUCACAUCGUUUUAGAGGAUGACAAUAACAAAUUGCUGUUAGGUUUAGAGAUAUAAAUGUCUUAAGUGAAGGUGCUAUACUUGCUGUAAAUGGGGGCAGGCCUGAACCUGGAUCUUGGCCUGACUUUGCCAACAGGGAUGGGAAGAAGCUGUUAGACGGUGUGUUUUUAGUACUGUUGAAUUGUUUUUAAAUGUAAGCACCAAGCAAGCAUGCAGCUUUUAUGGGAUUUUAAAGAUGCUUUGCAUGUGUAACUCCAACAGAGGCAAAUACUUUAUUGAUCUCAUGUUACAAAUGUAAAGAAUCUGAUAAUUCCUGAAAUUUGUUAUAGUGAGAAAAUUCUGUUACAGUAAUACUUGGUAAAAUGUGACAUUCAUAUUGUACUAAAAUUCAAUUAGUUUACAAAGGGUUCUUACAAAUAGGGUUGCAACAAAUGAUUUUUCUAAUCAGUUAAUCAUUGUUGUUUUAUUGUAUUUUCCAAUUGGUAAAUUAUCCCCUGGUUAAUUGACCAGCACACCAUAACCAUAAAUUCUACCGAUAUCUUCCAACCUUAUCUUCAACUAUUUUGUCAUAAAAAGUAUUUAUUUUACACAUGCGAUCUAAAAAAACCCCCAUAUAAAGUGCCAGUAAACUUAAAAAGGCAGUCAUGGGGGGAAAAAAAUAUAGACAAAAAGCUUACAGACAGCUUUACCCCUUCUGAGGCACAUUCAAAAAAUAAAAUCUUAACAUUUAAUAUGGCUGCGAGUAAUAAUAAUUUUCACAAUCUGUUGAUUAUAUUGUGGAUUAAUCCAUUCAUUGCUUUGUCUGUAAAAUUGUGAAAAUAUUCAUCCUUGUUUCUCAGAGCCCAGAAUAUCUUCAAAUGUGUGUCCACAACCCAAAAUACAGUU